AUGCCUUUCAAGUGGGAUGCUCAGUCUGAAAGUGAUCUACUUCUGUCUGCCAUUGCAGCCAUGGGAAAUCCACCCUCAACUAUCUGGGAUCAGGUGGCGGAGAAGAUUGGUACUGGUCAUGAAGUCAACGGCAACGCAUGCAGCCAAAAAUUCUACAAGCUGAAGAGAGAGUCCGAAAAGAUACUCGCUGAGGGUGCCGUGGUAGGCAGUGAUGACGUGGCGACGCCUGUGAAAACCCCGAAAACCCCUGGCAGCAAGGGAACCGGUGGGCGCAAGAGAAAGAAUGUCGGCGUUGAUCGUGACGGGGAAGUCGCUACGCCCACCAAGCGUGGAAAGGCGAAGAAGGACGCAGCUCCUGAGGUUGAGGUGAAGACUGAAGUCCAGAAUGAGGGUACCCCUGCGGUCCAAACCGAAGGCACCGACGGAGCCUAA
This is a messenger RNA of Cladophialophora yegresii CBS 114405, 432 nucleotides long. RefSeq lists its product as uncharacterized. The coding region runs from base 1 to 432 and encodes 143 amino acids. The transcript has 2 exons. Lineage: Eukaryota; Fungi; Ascomycota; Eurotiomycetes; Chaetothyriales; Herpotrichiellaceae. The record is from RefSeq and is a predicted model, not a curated record.